Salmo salar (Atlantic salmon) is the source of this 3250-nucleotide messenger RNA. RefSeq names its product Rho guanine nucleotide exchange factor (GEF) 38. Lineage: Eukaryota; Metazoa; Chordata; Actinopteri; Salmoniformes; Salmonidae. Gene Ontology annotation, molecular function: guanyl-nucleotide exchange factor activity; protein binding. The record is from RefSeq and is a predicted model, not a curated record. Gene Ontology annotation, biological process: intracellular signal transduction. Gene Ontology annotation, cellular component: cytoplasm.
AGUGCACUACAGUACACCUGUUGCACUUCUCAGGCUCUCUCUUCCUCCGUCCCUCUCUCCCUCUCUCUUUUUCCCUGGCUGGACAGAGAGCACGGGGGGAGAAGAAGAGGGCUUCUUGGUCGACAUGGAUCCCAACAAGGAGGCCAACAACGGCAGUGAGAAAGAGAAGGAAAAAGAGAAAGUGAUCAAGAGGAGAAUCAGGCCUAACUUCCUGCGCUACAUGCACUUGGAGAGGAGGAAGACGGACACCAUCGUGGUGGCCAACGAUGACACCACUGCCGACAUUAAAGGUGACAUCAACCUUGGGACCCUGGUGCGGAGGAGUCAGUCGGACAAAACAGAGUACAGCGCCAAACUUAAAGAGAAAAUGGCACCCCUGUCCCCCCUGUCGUCAAUCCUGGCCUCUCCGGCCCUCGACCCCGCGGAGGUCCGCCUGAGGAAGAUGAGUCGCAGGUCAAAGGUCAUCCAGGAGCUGGUGCAGACGGAGAGGGACUUCCUCACUGACCUGGAGCUCUGCAUCAGAGAGGUGGUCAAGCCCCUCAGAGACAGACAGGUGGUGGACGUGGAUCGUCUGUUUACUAACAUGGAGACAGUGUGUGAGGUGUCGGCCGCGCUGCUCCACCGGCUGCAGGAGGCCACAGCUGAGCGAGACCCCGAGGCACUAGUCAUAGGGGAAGUGUUCAUUCAGGCCAAAGCAGCGCUGGAGGACGUCUAUAAAAUCUACUGCUAUCACCACGACGACGCUAACUCUUUACUCAAGUCCUAUGAGAAAGAGGAAGGAAUAAAGCAACAUUUCAUCACCUGUGUGUUAUCACUGAAGCAGAUAUACGACCAAGAGGGUAAACCCAACCUGCUGGACAUGGGUUCUCUGCUCAUCAAGCCGGUCCAGAGGGUCAUGAAGUACCCUCUGCUGCUCGGGGAGCUGUGGCAGGCCACGCCCAGCGACCACCCUGACAACGGGCCCCUCCAGGAGGCCCUGACCGCCGCCAAGAUCAUCAAUGUCAACAUCAACGAGUUCAAGAGGAGGAAGGACAUCGUGAUGAAGUACAAGAGGACCGAGGAGGAUGGGGGGACACUCAUGGGUAAAUUGAACAAGUUCAGCAUCCACUCUAUCAGGAAGAAGUCUGACAGGCUCACAGGAUACCUCAAGAUCCUCACAGGUGUGGAGCCACAGGUGAGAGAUGAGGUGUUCGACAAGGAGGAGAAGCUGUUCAGGAGUCUGGAGAAAGCAGUGAGACAACUAGUCAAGAACGUCCACUGUUACUUGAUACACAUACAGGAGAUGGAAGGUGUCGCGGUCCAGAAUGCUGAGGACCUGGAGGAACUCAUGAAGGAUCCAGACAAAAUAGACACAAACGGUACUCAGCACCUAAAGAACGGCAACAACCCAUACAAGCACUUUAAAGAGAGGAUGGCACAUCUGGUCCUGGCACCCCUCAACUCACUCCAAGGCAUGUUCGCCGCCCCGCAGAAACUCAUCCAGAAACGCUACGACAAACUAUUGGACUACUGCAGCCGCCUGGAGCGCUCUCCCUCCUCCUCCUCCACAUCUUCUGCCUCUUCUUCUUCCUCCUCUCCAUCACCUGUAUCCGAGGACCAGGGCCAGGUUGCGGCGCGGCGGGACUACGCAGCCCUCAAUGCUCAGCUGGUGGAGGAGCUGCAGAGAUUCAACAUGGCCGCCCAUACUAUCUUAUCCAACUGUGUCCUCUGCCUGGUGACCCUGCUCAAAGGCCUGAUGGACACGGCCUGCCACCACGCACCCUCCAUACAGCAGCUACCGGCUCCUUUGUCCAACAUCAGUGAAGUCCAAAGCAGCAUCAUGGAAGAGCUCAACAACCUGACUGUCGUCAAGGACAACACACAGACUCUAAUAGAACGCAAAGUCAGCUUCGAGAAAACAAAGAAAUUUUUAGCUGUCCCAGAGAUCCAGCGUCAGACAGAGGGCAACAGGGCCAGGCUGCUGGACGAGUAUCCAGCUGACAGGCUGUACCAGCUGAAGAGGAACUGUAACGGGUGUCAGGAGCAGGAUGUCAGCCUGCUGGAGGGGGAGCUGGUGGGCCUGCUGGAGGACACAGACCCCCUGGGGAGCCGGGGCCGCUGGCUGGUUGACACUGGCAGUACCCAGGGCUACGUGUACUCAUCCUUCCUGAAGCAGUACAACCCCAACAGGGAUCAGGGUCGACCAGGUCAGGGUACGGGGAUCACAGAUCCCCAGCAGCCCAUCGUGGUGCUGGACGAGGACUUUGACAACCUCAGCCUGUUUGUGUCGGGCAGCGGGAGAAACAACAGCAUACGGAGCCGGAGCAGCAUACCUAACUUCAGCCUCUACAACACCUCCAGUACCUCGCUUGACAGAUGCUCCACCCCGUCCAGCCUACAGGGCGACACAGAGCCAGACAUCCGCCAGGAUGUGGACACAGAGCCAGACAACCAGCAGUUCUAUGCGGUGUACGGGUUCCAGGCACGCUGUGACCAGGAGCUGACCAUGCAGGAGAACCAGCAUGUGAGGAUCCUCAAGUUCAGCGACCUGGGAGGCAACAAGGACUGGUGGUUGGCCGAGGCCAACGGACAGAAGGGCUACGUCCCAGCCAACUACCUCGGCAAAAUGUCAUACGCAUAAAGGAAUAGAUUGGGUUUAAGAAGGCCCAAUCCCAAAUGGACUCCUAGCCCCUACGGGCAGGUUUCCCAGACACAGAUUAAGCCUAGUCUUGGACUAAAAUGCAAUUAUAAUAGAGACUCCCAAGGACUAGGCCAAAUCUAUGUUCAGGAAACCGGCCCUAUGGCCUUGUGGAUAUUUGAGAACAUGUCAUAGUUGUACGGUAGCAUCAUGGUGAAAAUUCCAACUAGCAUAUCAGGACAAGGUAGAUUUAUUACCAUAUCCUCUCAAAUCUCCAGACGUAGGGUCGAUUUGGGAUAGGGUUUUACUGUAAUCUGUCUGUCUAUAUAAAAAAAAGAAUGACCAGAAAAUGUAAUUAUCAAAAGAUCAUGACUGUUAAGAUUAUUGCAUAUAUGCAUUUUGCACUAAGAAUGAAGCUAUCAUUGUGCUGAGCACUUAGUAUUGCCACCUGCAGUAUUGAUGAAUUUAUAUUGUGAAUGUGUAUUGUCCCAAUGAAAAUAAUGAUUUAUUCUAAUAUAUGUCAAGCAAAUGUAUAUUGAAAGAGAUAAUGCAUUUUAGAGUUAUACAGUUCCUCCAUGUAAUGUGUAUAUUUUAGAUCCCUCAUCAGUGAUGAAUAAAGAGUCUUUAUCAGUG